AUGGCAUCACAAGAAGUCCCCAAGACCUGCAAGGUCAUUCUUGCGGACACAAUCGCCAAGAAACUGCUGGCUGAGGUCAAGGAAACCUUAGCCAGCAUCCAGGCACCCGGCAGCGGCAAGCCAACGUUGGUGGCGUUCCUGGCCAACGAUGACCCUGCGGCCGACCAGUAUGCCGAAUAUUCCAAGAAGACAUGUGAGGAGAACGGCUUCAACUUCGAUCUGCGCAAGGUCGAGAAGGAGAAUCUCGAAGACGCUAUCGUAGCCGCCAACCAAGACAACACCGUCGACGGCAUCCUGGUGUACUACCCCAUCUGGAGGAACAAUAAGCAGCAAGACCGGUACAUCCAGGAGACCGUUGCGCUGUCUAAGGAUGUCGAGGGCCUCUGCCACACCCAUCUCUUCAACAUGUACCACAAUGUCCGUUUCUUAGACCCGCCCACCAAUCAGAAAAAGUCGAUCCUCCCCUGCACGCCGCUCGCCAUUGUCAAGGCACUCGAGCACCUGCAAAUCUACAACCCGAUUCUGGCCUACGGGAACCGCCUCUUCGGCAAGACCAUCACCGUCAUCAACCGCAGCGAGGUCAACGGGCGCCCGCUAGCCGCACUGCUCGCCAACGACGGUGCCACUGUGUACAGCGUCGACAUCACCGGCGUGCAGGUAUUCACUCGCGGCAGCGGCAUCCGGGCUCCGCGCCACCAAGUCCACGACAAGGAAGGGUGGGAACUCAAGGAUGUGCUUCCCCUCAGCGACGUCGUUAUCUCCGGCGUGCCGACUGAGAACUUCAAGGUGCCGACCGACCUGCUCCGGGAGGGCGCCGUGUGCAUCAAUUUCUCGAGCUAUCGCAAUUUCGAUGGGCCGUCUGUCAAAGAGAAGGCGAGUAUCUAUGUGCCCAGCAUUGGCAAGGUGACGAUUGCGGUGCUGUUGCGCAAUCUUGUGCGCCUCAUUGCGAACCGGCCGCGUCCCGAGGGGACGUCCGACGCGGAACAGAAAGCGAGGGAUGAGGCCUUCAAGGAUGACUGA
Chaetomium strumarium is the source of this 1020-nucleotide messenger RNA. RefSeq lists its product as uncharacterized. The coding region runs from base 1 to 1020 and encodes 339 amino acids. The record is from RefSeq and is a predicted model, not a curated record. Gene Ontology annotation, molecular function: methylenetetrahydrofolate dehydrogenase (NAD+) activity; methylenetetrahydrofolate dehydrogenase (NADP+) activity. The transcript has 3 exons. Lineage: Eukaryota; Fungi; Ascomycota; Sordariomycetes; Sordariales; Chaetomiaceae. Gene Ontology annotation, biological process: purine nucleobase biosynthetic process. Gene Ontology annotation, cellular component: cytosol.